Messenger RNA from Corythoichthys intestinalis (scribbled pipefish), 4705 nucleotides. It is a transcript of the gene engase, whose product is annotated as endo-beta-N-acetylglucosaminidase. The coding region runs from base 131 to 2176 and encodes 681 amino acids. Gene Ontology annotation, biological process: protein deglycosylation. Gene Ontology annotation, cellular component: cytoplasm. The transcript has 14 exons. NCBI's taxonomy places the organism in Eukaryota, Metazoa, Chordata, Actinopteri, Syngnathiformes, Syngnathidae. The record is from RefSeq and is a predicted model, not a curated record. Gene Ontology annotation, molecular function: mannosyl-glycoprotein endo-beta-N-acetylglucosaminidase activity.
AAGAUAGUUCACUACCACUGCACUCGUGUUGAUGUUCUUGAACACCCAAGAGUAACAGCAAACUUGAAGAGGAUUGUUUGUUCACCUGUCAGUAUCGAUGCUCGACAAAGACAACACGGAAAACUAAAGGAUGGAGUGUUGUUUGCAUCAACCUGUGGACUUUCACAGUAUUCAUGAAGUCAUCAGUUAUUUGCCAUCACCAUUACCAGUGAAACACUAUGAUCCUGACACAACCGAACCAAUUAGCUUUAGCCUUCAGACUUUGGAUGAGCUGUUGGGGUGGAAACAAACUGAGGUGAAGCACUUUAAUAUUGCAGUAGUUCCUCUGGCACCGAGACAACCUCCACUGUCCAGUUGCUUACAUCGCACUUUGGUAUCUCAUGACAUGAUGGGCGGAUACUUAGAUGACAGGUUUGUUCAAGGUACAGCUGCCGAAGCUCCAUAUGCCUUCUACCACUGGCAGUACAUUGAUAUUUUCAACUACUUCACACACAACUUGGUGAGCAUUCCCCCUGCAGUCUGGACCAAUGCAGCACAUAAACAUGGAGUUCUUGUUCUUGGAACAUUCAUCACAGAAUGGACAGAUGGAGCAGCGACAUGUGAGGCCUUCCUUAACGAAGAGCGGUAUCGUGAAGUAGCUGAUAAGCUAGUUCAAUUGAGUUAUUACUAUGGCUUUGAUGGCUGGCUCAUCAAUAUAGAGAACACACUCAGUGACACUGCUGUGAAGACAACACCCUUGUUUCUGCGCUAUCUGACAAAUCAGAUGCAUCAACAAGUCCCUGGCAGCAUGGUGCUUUGGUAUGACAGUGUAAUUGAGAAUGGGGAGCUAAAAUGGCAGAAUGAAUUAAACCAGACCAACAGGUUUUUUUUCGACGCAUGUGAUGGUUUCUUCACCAACUACAACUGGACAUCACAAAACCUUGAAUGGAUGGCUGAUUACAGUCACGCCAAUGGGCGCAAGGCUGAUAUCUACGUAGGGGUGGAUGUUUUUGCCCGUGGUGAGGUAGUAGGAGGAAUGUUUGAAACCCAUAAGGCGCUGGAAAUCAUCCGAAAGUACAACUUUUCUGCUGCAAUCUUUGCUCCCGGUUGGGUGUAUGAGACCAAAGAAAAGACCGAACUUCGUCAUAACCAGGAUAAAUUCUGGGCUCUUCUGAAAAACUACCUGUACAUUCAUCGCCCAGCUAUGUCGCUCCCCUUCGUUUCUUCCUUUUGUCAGGGAUUCGGGAAUGCUGUCUAUUGGAAAGGAAAGCAUGAAACAAAGAAGAAUUGGUUCAACCUUACUGCCCAGGAAAUCCAGCCAUGGUACUACCACGAGCAAUUAGAGGGUCGUGGUUGGAUACAGAGCCGUGCUUGCUCAGAGGAUGCCUGGAAUGGAGGAUGUUCACUCCUCAUAGAUGGUCUCAUCCCUGCGAUACGCACUUCUCCUGUCUGUGCCAAGAUCUUCUCCAUACACGUGCCUCUGUCUGAGGCACUAGUCAGCUUCGUAUACAAGUCAUCUUCUCAGGUCACAAUUUCGCUGGAGCUCAAAAUAUCUGAUGCUGGUCUUGGCGAAGACAUGCAUAGCCAGGACAUCAAAUUAAGAAGUGUGUCUCCAGUUCUACUCCAUGAAGAUGAAUUAAUUCAGCAGUUUCCCCAUCUAAAGGAAAAUAAGAAUACAACUUGGACCGUCAGGUAUUCUAAAUUGGAUCUGCAAGGUUGUAUUCUUAGAGAAAUUGGUGUUAACAUCCAGCUGGUUGGAGAGCCUAGUGACACAACCUUCAGCUGCAGGAUGGGAGAAAUAAUGUUCCUGGAUACAGCCAGUCUACACGCGGCCCCUGAGUGUGUCCAAGAGUUUUCUAUUUACGACAUCGUGUGGCUGCGUGGUGCUGGUGCAUCUUCCCAUUCUACUUCCUGCUGUUUGUAUCUCAAUGCAACGUUACAAUGGAAGUACCCGACCAAGCUUGUACGCCAUUUUAAGGUGUACUGCCGCCAGCUGAAAGCUCCAAAUAGUCAAAUCCCCGAAGACGAACUGGUUGCGGUGGGCCGAGCAUAUUCUCAACUUUAUAGAAUAACCGAGCUCCCGGUGCCUGAACCGCCGGGCCAGCUGGAACUUCUGGUGGAACCAGUAACUUGGAAUGGAUUCCAACUCCCAAUGAGGUGUUGGGGGAGAAGAAGUGUCAAUUACACUGAGACUUAAUGUGAAAACUUGUUAAAUCCCAAAAUAACGAUGAUGAUUACACAUUUUAAAGUAUACUGUAUAAAUGCUCUUUAUGUUACUGUAUAUAGUAUACUGAAUGAACAUAACCAUAUACUUCACUAUCAGUUGACCGGGAACGGAGGUCGGGGCCAAUUCAUAGGGGCCUAUUUUCAAAAACUUAAAAUACAACUAUUUUUAAAAAAAAAAUCACCAAAUGAAGACAGAGAUAAUCACCUAUAUUUUCAGGAUCCAUAGCAAUAUUUAACAUAUCAGAUCAUCUUUUGCCCAAAAUAGCAACUUAAUUUUUUAGCGCAAGUUUUCAACAGCCAAUAAAUCACUUAAUUGUCACAUCAGAAACUUAAUACUUGAGGAACGCAUGCAGAAUCAUCUUAAUUUGACUCAACAAAAGCAAAAUUUGCAUUUUUCUAUAUACAUUCACAACUUGUUUAGGUUGAAUUCUGUUGUUACUAUUGCCGCAGCAAGUCUUGUCGGCUAUCUGGCCCUCAUGAUUUUUAGAUUGAAAUGUUACAUAAAGUAAAACGCGUAAAAAAAAAAUUGUAUGGACCAGAAAUGUCUAAACUACUUUUUGGCAAAGCUAGUAACUGUUGCUAGGGGCGUCAAACUCCCGCCUCCAUGUCACUCAUGCUAGACACAUGUAAAUAGUUUAGGAACGAGAUGUCUACUAAGCCAAACCAAAUUCUGACCGAAAAUGAUGUCCCUGGUGCCAAAAUCACUGGUAAAGAUGUGGAAGAACAUACAAAUGUUCAGUUAAAGAGAUUGCUUGAGUGUAGAGGGCUGAAAAAGAGCUGACCUGAUCCAGAGGUAGCUUUUUAUCAACACCCUUUUUUUUUUCUUCCUAACAUUGCCUUCCCAUAGACUUUAUUAUAUAUUAUGAAAUCUAAAAUAACUAUACAGUAUGGUUACGUACCUUGCAAUUUAUUAAAAUUAUUGUAUUGAAAUGUUACUUAAAGUAAAACAUAAAAGCUGAUUGUUUUUUAAUAUGGACGCAGAAAUGUCAAAAAUAAAAUUUAGAUACAAAAUCCAACAUGGCCAGCGUAGCUAAACAAAAAGCUUUUUCUGUUGAAAAAUCUUGUGAAUAAAUGCUUAAAUCACUGAAUUCUUUAUAGAUAUGGAUGUAAAACAGUCUCGAAUCUUGGUUAAAAGCAAAAUAAUGUGCAGGUAGCAUUUAUUUUGCGUAAAUAUUGCAAAGAAUGAGGAGUGUCGGUUAUGAAAAUUAGCUGCCUCUGUGUGUAAACAAAGUCUUGUGAAUAAAUGCUUAUACAACUGAAUUCUUUAUAGAUACGGAGGUAAAACAGUCUUAAAUCUUCGUUAAAAGCAACAACAACAACAACAACAACAAAAACGUGCAGAUAGCAUUUAUUUCGAGGCCUAAAUAUUGCGAACAAUGAAGCUAGUCGGUUACGAAAAUUUGCCGCCUCAGUGUGUAAACAAAUUAGAAAAGUCUUGUGAAUAAAUGCUUAAAUCACUGAAUUCUUUAUAGAUAUGGACGUAAAACAGUCUUAAAUCUUGGUUAAAAACAACAACAAAAACGCGCUGAUAGCAUUUAUUUUGUGUAAAUAUUGCGAACAAUGAAGCUAGUCAGUUCGGAAAGUUAGCCCACGCGAUGUGUAAGCAAAGAGCUUUUUCCGUGAAAAUUCUUGUGAAUAAAACCUUAAAUCCCUGAAUUCUUUUAUAGAUAUGGAUAUAAAACGGUCUUGAAUUUAGGUUAAAAACAAAAACAAAAAAAACGUGCAGGUAGCAUUUGUUUUGCGUAAACAUUGCGAACAAUGAGGCUAAUCAGUUACGAAAAUUAGCCGCUUCCAUGUGUAAACAAGAAAAUUGUGAAUAAAUGCUUAAAUUACUGAAUUCUUUAUAGAUGUGGAUGUAAAACAGUCUCGAUUCUUGGUUAAAGGGAAAAACCAGGCAGUUGGCAGUUAUUUUACAUAAAUAUUGCGAGGUAUGGAGCGGCUAAUUUCUCCAAUUGAUUAAUUUCACAACGUUUCAAAACGCAUGCAUGGUACAAAAAAUAUAAUAAUUACCUUGAAUCCUCGAAAACAUCCCUCCUGAGACAAUCCUUCCUGUUUGUCCGCGGUACAGCUUUUGUACUUUUUCAAAAAUCCAAGCUUAAAUGCGGCUUGGACAUGAGUGUAUGCUGUCUUCAACUGACUAUUACUAAAUGAAGCGGAGCCCCGUACGGGAAGCCUUGACGCAGAGAAUGACGAAGUGUCAGGUCAAUAGGUAUUUAAGUGUAUGGCCUUACACCACUGACAUUCUCCUGUUUCAAAGAGCUAUCCUUUACCACCAUAUGCCCUACAAAUGUACUGUACUUGAUGAAUUUAAGUGGACUAGACAAGGAAUUGAAAUACGCUGUUGUUUAUAUAACCGCAUAUUUCAAGCGAAUUCCUUAUCUAGUCAGCUUAAAUGUGAAUGAAUUCGCCUAUGUUAUGUAACAUAUUUUUGUAUUUGAAGUAUUUUUGUUCAAUUUUUACACUACUUUCUGUAGGCGACAAAACUUUUGUCUUGCCAAAA